Trichobilharzia regenti is the source of this 3924-nucleotide messenger RNA. The record is from the annotation of a GenBank genome assembly. NCBI's taxonomy places the organism in Eukaryota, Metazoa, Platyhelminthes, Trematoda, Strigeidida, Schistosomatidae.
AAGGUUAACAUCUUUUUAGAAGUAGGUUAAGUGAUCAACACAUUUAACUAUUUUACUUCUUAAACAAAGAGUCUGUGUAGACCAGUCUCGCAGCAUCAUUUUAUUAUCAGUAGGAGUGAAUGGUAUUUUAAACAUAUUAUCGCCUGAGGUCUUCAGAAGACUUUAUUUUGUCAGUGUCUAUAUUUAAGGCGAAAAUGUCAUAUGCAUACUCUAGAUCAGUGAGACUUGCAAAAAGCCGACUAGAGUCACAUCCAUUAGUACAUAUGUGACUAAUUGUCCUUUUUUGUGGUCACCUAGUGUGACAAAGUGUCGUUUUCUGUUUGAAGGUAGCUCUGGGUAGGUAAAGAUGGUUAUCUGAAAAAAGUUGUAAAAAGCCUUCACUGCAUUUGGUUUGUUCUUCACGCCUCCAGUAUAGUAUAAAUAUUUAUAUUAAAUCAAACAAGUGGGACCGGUUAAGCUUUCCUGUAUAAGUAAUUAAACCACUUGCCUCUAAGAUUACUUCUUAUUGCUUUGAUAUUAUCUGGAAAUCAGACAACUUCUAAUAAGACUCAUCCUUUCUUCUUGUGAGCUUCAGUCAGUGAUUUCGUAGUUGUAGAUUAAUAGAGAGCAUUUGCGAUUACCAUGAUCUUUCUUCGUUUUUAUUAAAACUUCCAGUCGGAUUGUACAUGGAAAACGGUUCCCUGUGAUCUGUGUGAAUAUUAACUUUCACGAUGUUAAUUCCUAUGCUACACAAAGAAGCAAAAGACAACUAGCCAGAUUCUGCUGAUACCAUUAGGAGGAAAUGUGCAUACUCUCCAUGUUAGCCUUGUUCUGUUUGUUCUGAAGUCGGAAAUUCUAGGGUUUGGCUAGUAGAGUUUAUCAUCUGGUUAGGUAUAUGGUUUGGAGAUUGGAAACUCCAAUUUUAAGUUGUCAGCGUGGUUCUGUUUAACCAGGAAUCAUUUUCCUGUGGCUCAUUUUUUUAGCCGUGGUCAUAGUUAAGAGAAAAUAUAGAAUAUGAAAAGUAAAGAUAGUAAGAUGAAAUGCAAAAGAUGAAGAAAAUGCGCGAUGGACAAAAAGACUUUGUGUGUUUAUGAUGGUGUUUGGUGUUUUCCACUCCUGUUUGAAGAAAAAGAACACUCAGUAGUUGUUGCGUUACCAGUGUAUGGCUGCUUAAGGGCAUUCACACAUAGCCUGUCCGGUAGUAGAUUUUGUAGAGUUUCAUCCAUCGUGAUGGUUAAAAAUCAUAGUACUGUUAAUCAGAGUGUAGAAUUUUUGGUGUCAACCAAUUUAAACCCCUUUUGCUCAAUAUGGAAAUGCAACACUUCUAGCUUGCUGAUCUUAGUCAAACACUACUGCUGUUGCACUUUCAUCCUCCAGCAGUACUAAUUCCCACUAUAAAGUAAGUUUCGUACUUUAUAAUGACAAGUACUUUCAGCCUGUUAUCCAAUUAACAUGUGCCAUGAAAUUACACCUAACAUGAUUCAGAAGGUCAUCAUGGAAUGUAAGUGUAUACUGUUUGUUCUAAGUGACCGCAGUCAACAAGUGAUGAAAGGCGCGCAGAUAGAAGUAAGUGCUAUAGUAUGCUAACGUUUUCAGUACUGUUUCUAGCUUACCUACAUAAUUGUUUCCAAUCUGAAUAUAUAAGCUUAACCUUUGUUCAGUAGGUGAAAUCUGAACUGUAGUUAGUUCCACUGGUAUGACAGUGACAUGAAAUAUCGCUAUUUCUCUGUAAUUGGAAUUCAAGUUUUAUUAGAGGCAUCCUACAUAAUUUUUCCAACUGGAACUAAUGCGCGGUUUGGUUACUUUGCUGCUAGACAAGUUAAACUACGACCUCGGUCUUUCUACUUCUAUGCCACUACGAUUCAAUCAUAAAUUUAGUUCAAACAAUUAUUCUGACUGUAAUAUACCAUUUGAAGUUUGCUAUCCUAGUUUUCAUAGUAAUUCAGACGAUGAACUAUUGAAUAAUGCACAGCAUUUUAGCCACUUAAUUGACGUUGUAUUACAGACAGAUUCAAAGUUAUCUAAAAUGAUGUAUCCGUCUGAUUAUCCUAGACCAAGCGAUGUACUUUCGCAUCCAAAAGUUUUUUCACGUUGGCUUUUGUUAGAACAGCAUUUGGCUUCUGAUAGACUAAAAAUUGCCCUGAGAAGUUCAUCAUCUUGGUUUGUUGUUGAUGAAAGUGAAGGGCGACCUCAGUGCGUUGAUUAUUUCAUUGCGAUUCUUCACGCUAUUAGUUCCAGAGGUCGACAGCUGUCUGAUAAAGUGUCACAAGCUAGAUUUGUACAAGUUCAGUUGAAUUUAAUUCAUGAGUUUUACUUCGAAUGCGUUGUAUCGUUGGCCCGCGGUCAACCUGAACUUGAUGCAUCAAUGAAUCGUAGUCCCUAUUCAAAAAGCAAAACUGAAAAAGGUAAUGAAACAUCUAACGUAUUCAGAAGCUUAUUUUCGUCUCAUGGUCGUUCACUUAAUUCUCAGCCCCGAACUAAGAAGGCUUCAGUGAUCAACCAACUAUUUAAAUGUUUUGUUGAUGGUGUUGAAGAUCCUCGAUCUUCACGUUGGAUAUUGACAAUGAAUGCAAUGAAGUGUCUUCAUGAUGUUAUGUUAGAGUGGGCUAACGAUCAACAUUAUGUAACAUUUUGGGAAGAUCUGUCCACUCGUCGGUUGUUACAGUUUGGUGAUCCUUGGUUGAAAGAUAUUGGCUUGAAUACUUAUAAGACUAACAUAAUGGCAUCUGAAUUAAAAGAACAUGAAUCGCAAAAUGAGGCUUUUAAUGAAUCGUGCUCCUCUGAUACUUACCUUGGUUUGCAUGGUGGCGUUUUCACUCAGAUGUUACUGUUAUACAGCAGUCAGAUAAAACGUAUGUUGGAAGAAACAGUUAAAGUGGUAUUAAAAGACCUAAAAGAGAAAUCUUCGUUAUAUAUUCGUUCAUCGGAUAAUUGGCUGUGUGAUACUUCUGAGUCAGGCCAUUUAGGCAAUAUAAAGAGUGAAAAUGCCAAUUUAAUGAUGUCAACCAAUGCAUCAGUGUUUUUUCAUGCAUUACAUGACUGGUUGUAUCAUUUAUCAAUAUCGGUGCAUUGGAAACUUUUUUCUCAUGUAUGGAAAUCAAUAGCAUCUCAAUUGGAUGACUACUUUUAUAAUGAGCUGAUUCUUAUGAAUCGAUUUACUUCUCUUGGAGCUGCUCAAUUACGUUUUGAUCUCACAAACUGUUUGUACUCAUUGUUCAACUUGUACACUGAACGUCCAGAAUCAUUCUUCUCCCAAACUCGUGAUGCGUGUGUUCUUUUAAACUUAUUGCCUGGGACAGCUGAACUCUUAAAAGACACUCUCAAUGAAUCAGUGAGUACUGUGCGAAAGGAUGAUAACAAUCCAUUGGGAUCUCUACUCGAGUUGGGAGUAUAUAGACUGACACCUGAAGAAGCACUUCGGAUUUUGUCCCUACGUGUUAUUGUGGGGUAAAAGAAUAUUUUUUUUAUCUGUUACUAACAUAUGUCUUUCUAACUAUCGUAAUUCAUAACAUUUCUCCUUACUUGAAAAAAUUCUUUUCCGAAAGUGUAAAUAUUGUUUGAUUUUCUAAAAAUUGUUAAUGUUUGGCUGAUAUGCUUAACUGUGCGGUAAUUCAUGUCUUAUGGGUAGGUGAAUUGUAGCAAAUGUUUUUUUUCUACUGUAAAAUUAAUAGUUGGUAAUAUGGUUUCGAAAAGUCAUCGACAAAUAAAAUAAUCUUACCCAGUUGAUUCUGUCAGAGCACAUUACAGACUUAGUUUUAAUACUUCAUGCAAAUCAAUACACAAAACAUGUUUGUUGAAUCCUUAGCUGUGAAAAACUGCUGAGACCUAUUUCCUUUGCUCAGUUUCAGUCAGUUACACCUCUGAUUUCAUCCGAGAAGUUGUGUUGUGUGUUGAUGCAUGCAGUGCAGUUGUUGAGUUUUGUUUUCUAAAAGAAAGUUAGAAUGA